AACCAGCCACUCCUAUAGCAGGAGGAGUCUCCCAUGAAGCACAGUGACGGCAAUGUGACUUUUUCCUCUGUUACAGACUAAAGAAGCAAUCGGCGUCUGCCAUCUGCAGAAACCCCAGCAACAAUCUAAAUGAAAUGGGACAAUUAUGGCUUUCUCUACACAUAUUGUACGCGAUUUAUGGGAUGUCUCUGGUGGCUGGAAAUCCAUGUAAGAUCACAGAGGACCUCACUGCUGACUGCAGUCACUUGAAACUUUCUGCCAUCCCUUCUGAUCUCCCAAGAAACAUUAAAGCACUAGACCUCUCUCACAAUCAACUAAAGAAACUGCCUGCUGCCAAUCUUUCUGUAUAUGACCAACUUGAGAGACUCGAUGCUGGAUUUAAUACUCUUCAUCAGUUUGAGCCAGCCCUGUGUAAACAGCUUCUAAUGCUGAAAACCUUGAAUUUAGAGCAUAACGAAUUUACAAAGAUCUCAGAAAAUGAUUUUACCUUUUGCGUCCACCUAAGUGAGCUUCAUCUGGCUUCCAAUGGGAUAAGCAAUAUUGAUGGAAACCCUUUUGAAAAGCUAGAGAAUUUACUCUUUCUUGAUAUGUCCCACAACAAAAUGAUAUCCACGGCCUUAGGAAAUAAGCAACAGCUGAACAAUCUGAAGGAACUCUACUUGAAUUCUAAUAAGAUUUCUAAGCUAAAUAAAGAAGCAUUUGAAUUUCUGGCUAACACCUCCCUCCAGAAGCUUGACUUGUCUUCAAACCCUUUGACAGAGAUCAAUCCAGGUUGCUUUCAAGCAAUUGGAAGUUUUGCUGCUCUUGUCAUUCAAAAUACGCAAUUGGACCCUCAGCGGACAGAACAGGUCUGCUCAGAAUUAGCGCACACUGGAGUUCGCAACCUUACGCUAAAUAAUAUAAGACUUUCAAAAAUACGUAAUACAACCUUUAAAGGAUUAGCAGACACAAAUCUAACAGUGCUGGACCUUUCAGGAAACAGUUUGUCACAAAUCGAUAACGAUUCAUUUGUUUCCCUUGGUGCAUUAGAAAUACUGAACUUAGAGAAUAAUGACAUUUCUCAUGUAAACCCCAAAACAUUUAAUGGUUUGUCAAAGGUUAGAGUUCUGAAUCUAAGAAAAUCUUUAAGUUCAAAUCUUAAACUUGAUGACCUAUCAUUUCAGUCGUUGCACAAUGUGCAAUACUUAAAUAUGGAAGCCAACAAAAUAAUUUCCAUUACGGAGCAUACUUUUAUUGGUCUAACAAGUUUAACCAAUUUAAGCCUAAGUGACUCCACAUUACAACAGCAUACACUUACCAACAGAACAUUUUUAUCGCUGUCAAAGUCACCUUUGUAUCAUCUCAACCUCACCAAAACUGGAUUGACCAAAAUAGAAAAUGGAGCAUUUUUAUGCUUGAAGCAUCUGCAGCUACUUGAUAUGGGGCUCAACCAGAUAGAUCAAGAAGUUUCUGGUAAUGAAUUAGAAGGCCUUGCUAAUAUAGAAAUGAUUUAUCUCUCCUACAACAGAAGAAUUACUCUCACAAGCAAUUCUUUCAUUUUUGCUCCAAGCCUCAGUAAGUUAUACCUUAGAAAGACAGCCUUAACAUUCAGAGACCUCAAUCCUUCACCUUUCAAGGUUCUGCAGAAUUUAACUGUUUUGGAUCUCAGCAAUAAUAACAUUGCAAACAUACAAGAAGAUGUCUUUGAAAGUCUUUCCAAUUUAAGAAUUCUUAGUUUUGAGCACAACAACCUCGCUCGACUGUGGAAAGAGGCUAAUCCUGGUGGGCCUGUUUUGUUUUUGAAGGGAUUAAAGAACUUGGAGAAGCUCAGUUUGUUAUCCAAUGGCUUUGAUGAGAUACCAGCUAAUGCUUUCAAGGGACUUUGCAAACUGAAGGUUUUGGACAUUGGAGAAAAUAAUGUUUACAUACUGCCCCCAUCUGUGUUUGAUGAUCAACAUUCGCUUACUUUAUUGGAUCUCCAUAAAAAUCUUAUAACAUCAGUAGAACAAGAUUUAUUUAAAAAUGUUUUUAGUAGCCUGAAAUAUCUAAACAUGGGUGGAAACCCAUAUGAUUGUACUUGUGAAAGUAUAGCUUGGUUUGCAAGUUGGCUUAAUACAACUAACACAAGCGUCCCACUUGCUCACUCACAAUAUAUAUGCAAUACCCCAGCCCGGUACCAUGGAAAUCCUGUAGAUAAUUUUGAUAGCUCUCCCUGCAAGGAACUGGCACCUUUUCGACUCUUUGUAUCUACAUUCAGCCUUAUGCUGGUUUUUAUAUUGUCAGUCUUACUAAUACAGUUUCAAGGUUGGCGAAUACAUUUUUAUUGGACAGUAUCCAUCAACAGGAUCCUUGGCUUUAAAGAAAUUGAUCCGAGGAAAAGAAACUUUGAUUAUGAUGCUUAUAUUAUUCAUGCCCAAAAUGAUGUUUCCUGGGUUGAAAAUCAUUUGAUUCCACUUGAAAAGAACGCCGGCAGUAAGUUACAGUUUUGCUUUGAAGAGAGGGACCUUGAAGCUGGCACGUCGACUCUGUCUGCCUUUGUCGAUUGCAUAAACCGAAGUAGAAAGAUUAUUUUUGUUGUGACACGAAAUUUGUUAAAUGAUUCUUGGUGCAGGAGGUUCAAGGUUCAACAUGCUUUCCAGCAAGCCAUCGAACAAAACCGUGAUUCCAUUAUACUUAUAUUCCUUGAAGACAUCCCAGAUUACAAAUUAUAUCACACCAUUCACCUAAGAAGAGGAAUGUUCAAGUCACGUUGCAUAUUGGAUUGGCCGGAUCAAAUGGAAAGAAUAAAGACAUUUUAUCAAAGACUUAAAAUUGCUCUGGGAUCAACAAACUUAGUCAACUUACUUUAAUGGAUAAAGAUUGCACAGUAUGGCUUGUUGGCAGAAUACGGGUACAAUAUGCAGAACACUAUUGUGCUUAUUCCAAAACUAAGGAUUAAUCAGUGUAAAUCUUUAUUUAACAGUCACAUCUAGAAUAAGGUAUAAGGCCCAACUAUGAGAAACUAAUGUGGAAAUUGCCCUGUUACCUUGAGAAUCCCAUGUGAACUGGCAUUUUGGAUCCAUUGCAGCAUUCAUCAACUUUGGAUACCAUUCGGAUCACAAUAUCAGAACUCUUGCAAACCAAGCCAAUUAUUGAAUAUCCUUGCUAUGGGAUUACUUUAGUCUGCUCUGCUUCCUAUAUGGCUUGACUUUGUCUAGGACAACUCCUAUUGACUUUUUACAUUCAAGUUUUAGGGUUUUUUGCACUAAAUGAAUAAAAGACAUUUGAGAAAACUUGAAUUGUGAAAAAAAAUGAUUUUUUUUAAUUCAAAGGUUAAUAAAUCACUUUAUUGUUAAUAAAGUAGUUAUUUCUAAUUAAGGCCCUUUAAAAACAUUUUUACUGCCAUUUAUGGUCCUUGUUUUAUUCAAAUCUUAUCCACUACAGAUGUCAUUUAUUUUGCUUGCACAAUAAAGCGGUACACAUUUUAGCCUGUGGUACUGUUUGUUGCAGCUUUGGGGGAAGAUUCAGCUUUUUGUUAGUGAUAAAGCAACUUGAAGUGUAGUGAUAACUUUCAGUUUUCCCCUCUCCCUUGUUAUCUGUGUGCUCUGUGUUUCAUUUGCUUUUAUUCUCUUGGUAAAUUAUUUCAGUUAUUAUUAUUACUGCAUAGUUAUUAUGAAGCUGCAUGACACUGCAUCAACUGGGGCCUCAAUAGGGUGCAGAGGUGCACAAACACAGAUUUUCUUUGUGCUCUAAAACUCAAAAACAUCAUUUAAACAUCAUAAACCCAGUACGAUUUUUUUACCCCCAAUAUGUAUUUAAGCUUAGGUACCAUCAAAUAGAAGGUAGUGAUUUAUUAUUAAAGAAAAAAAAAGGCUAAUUUGAUUUAAAUAGAGUCUAUGGGAGAUUGCCUUUCUGUAAUUUAGAACUUUCUUGGGAUCCCAUACCAUAUUUAUUAUGCUUAUGGAUACACGCUGCAGCCUUGGCAUGGACUCUUUCCUAACCUUACAAUGUACAAAAUAUUAGGACAUUACUGCUCUUAGCAGUCAUCAAAAAGCCUUGUGUGCCAAAGCCCUGUGGCUUCCAAUGCCAUUGCUUUAUUGCUAACACUUGAUCUUAGGGGAAGGCAUUUUUAUAACCAUAAAAAUGUUUUGGGAACACCUGAAUGAGGUAGCGCCAGGUAACAGACUAGCAACUGUUGCUGCCAGUUAGUCCUGCUCAUUCUUGCUGGAAUAGUUUAUUAUUUGCAUAUUAAUCUUGGAUGAAUUAUUGUCUGUUCAGCUAGAAAGUAGAAAGAUAGUAUUAGUUUCAUGGGAAGCCUAUUUUGGCUGGGCUCCUUAGCAAGUGUAUAUAAGGGGCAUUUUUGGCCCCUGGGUUGCCUGAGCACCCCCACGUGAUUACCUUUACAGCACCGGAGGGGGUCUAGGGGGGGCCACAUCACUAGUGUAGGGAGCGCAAUUGUGAUCUCUGCACUAGCAGAGCUAAAUUUCUGUUAUAAAAACCGGAAAUUCGCGUCUUUUUUUCAUUUUGCUUUUUGUCACCCCUGGUAACUUUGGGGGCACUGCUGCCUAAGGUGAGUUUUUCAACUCGUCUCAUGGAAGCAGCGACCCUGGUAUAUAUUUAAAUAUAAACAAACACUCAAUACUGUAGAUUUUUAUCAACUUAAUGAAGAAGUGUUUUUUUUCAGAUACUGCAUCAGAUAAGGAUCACAUAAACACAAGAAUGUGCCAUAGAGACCUCCUUUGUCAUUCAGCUCAGAAAGGAAACAGCAAAUGGAUCCUAUAUGUAGGCUUCAUACCCUUUUCAUUGUUCAUUAUUCUCUUUCUUGCCUUAUUAUUAUUUCUUUGUUCUUUUUACCCCUUUUUAUUAUUUUGUUUCUGCUUUUAAAACAACUGUGUUAGUUUACAUUGUGAACUGGAUUUGUAUUUUAAGAAAUAUUUAUCCCUUGUAAAUGUUUUGAAAUUUUAAUUAAAAAAUAAGGCUUUGGAGGUUCCCAAUU
This is a messenger RNA of Xenopus tropicalis (tropical clawed frog), 4954 nucleotides long. It is a transcript of the gene tlr3, whose product is annotated as toll like receptor 3. The record is from RefSeq and is a predicted model, not a curated record. Gene Ontology annotation, cellular component: endoplasmic reticulum membrane; endosome membrane; early endosome. Gene Ontology annotation, biological process: innate immune response; positive regulation of chemokine production; inflammatory response to wounding. The coding region runs from base 135 to 2828 and encodes 897 amino acids. Gene Ontology annotation, molecular function: transmembrane signaling receptor activity; pattern recognition receptor activity. The transcript has 5 exons. NCBI's taxonomy places the organism in Eukaryota, Metazoa, Chordata, Amphibia, Anura, Pipidae.